AAAAAAGUGUUUUGGGAUUUUGGGAUACCUAUACAAUCAACAUUAUUGGAAUUACCCGAAAUAAAUUCUACAAUGAAGAUUGAAUAUGAGGCGAGUUCAUUAUCUUUAAGUUGUGCUUUAUCAACAUAG
Molecule: messenger RNA, 129 nt
Organism: Entrophospora sp. SA101
Lineage: Eukaryota; Fungi; Glomeromycota; Glomeromycetes; Entrophosporales; Entrophosporaceae
Source: the annotation of a GenBank genome assembly